This is a messenger RNA of Morone saxatilis (striped sea-bass), 1162 nucleotides long. Its product is annotated as choline kinase alpha-like. NCBI's taxonomy places the organism in Eukaryota, Metazoa, Chordata, Actinopteri, Moronidae. Bases 260 to 1162 code for a protein of 300 amino acids. The record is from RefSeq and is a predicted model, not a curated record. Gene Ontology annotation, biological process: phosphatidylethanolamine biosynthetic process; CDP-choline pathway. Gene Ontology annotation, cellular component: cytoplasm. Gene Ontology annotation, molecular function: ethanolamine kinase activity; choline kinase activity. The transcript is spliced from 8 exons.
CGGACCUCGCUCGGUACCUGCCCCUGCUGCCUGACUUCACCUCAAAGCUGAAACGACGCUUCGCAUUUUACCAACGAAUAAUAAAGAAACAAACUACAACUCUCUGUCCUUCAUAAAUUUACCGAGAGAAAAACCAUUUGCAACCAAAAACCGAAAUAAAUCCUCCUGCGUCACAAACCAGAGGAUACACAUCCGCUCAGAGGGCCGUUGAGCACAGAAUAUUUAGGUUUCAUUUCUUUCUUUCUUUAAAAAACCCAAAAUGAAGACCAAAUUUAUCAACGGGGUUUCUUCUUCCCCCUCCAUGUCGCUGGGUCUGCUGGUGACCGAGAACGCCCUGCAGGUCCAGCCCAACACCGAGGAGGACUUUAAGGAGCUGGUCCGCCCCGACCAGCCCGACCUCGAUACCCGGCGCAAAGCUUAUCUGUGGUGCCGAGAGUUCCUCCAUGGAGCCUGGAAAAGCCUGUCUGAGGAGGAUUUCCACAUCACCAUCAUAAGGGGUGGUCUGAGCAACAAGCUCUUCCUGUGCAACCUCCCUGACAGCCUGGACACUGUUGGGGACGAGCCGAGGAGCAUCCUGCUGCGUCUGUACGGGGCCAUCCUGCAGAUGUCCUGUAAUAAAGGGGAUUCCCGACAGUCAAACAAAGAAAAUCACUUCCAAGGGGCCGAGGCCAUGGUGUUGGAGAGUGUGAUGUUUGCCAUCCUGGCGGAGAGGGAGUUGGGACCUAAACUCUACGGUAUUUUCCCUCAGGGCCGACUGGAGCAGUACGUCCCUAGCCGUAAACUGGACACCUGUGAGUUGAGCGACCCAAGCAUCUCAGCGGAGGUGGCAGAGAAGAUGGCCAGGUUUCAUGGAAUGAGGAUGCCCUUUAACAAGGAACCCAAGUGGCUGUUUGGAACCAUGGACAAGUACUUGAACCAAGUCCUGAGGCUGAACUUCACACGGGAGUCCCACCUGCGCCGCUUCAACCGCCUGCUCAGCUACAACCUCCCGCAGGAGAUGGAUAUGCUCAAGUCUCUGCUGGAAUCCACCCACUCUCCUGUAGUGUUCUGCCACAACGACUGUCAAGAAGGGAACGUCCUGCUGCUGAAGGGUCGCCAGAGCUCAGACAAACAGAAGUUGAUGCUCAUUGACUUUGAGUACAGCAGCUACAAUUACAGGUAA